CAGAUUUUCUUUGAAUGGCAUUUGGAGGCUGACACUUUCCUGAACAUUUGCAGCUCUGUGGUAUCAGACCCUGAAGAAGAAACCUGUAGCUGGGGACACCACAUCCUUCUUUCAGUGUGCCAUAUUAAGGAGUGGCACAACCAAUUCCUUGGAGGACUCUAGGAAGGCAUGAAGAAAGGUCUAGCUUUCUCUUGUGAUUGCUGAUAUUUGAGACCCACAAGUCUCCCCAUGGCACCUUAUCAGAUCCGCCACUACCAGGAGAGGGACUAUAAGCUGGUUGUGGGCUUGUUCUCCAGAGGCAUGAUGGAGCACAUCCCUGCCGCCUUCCGCUACACGCUGCUGCUGCACAAGACCCUCCUGUUUUUAUUUGCGAUGCCUCUAACCAUAGUCCUGGUGUCUGGCUCCUGGCUGCUGGCUGUUAUAUGCGUCUUCUUUCUGCUCCUACUCCUGCGGCUCCUUGCCGGACAGCCCUUCAAGAACUAUGUGACCCAGUGUUUGCAGACAGACAUGGCUGACAUCACCAAGUCUUACCUGAAUGCACAUGGCUCCUUCUGGGUGGCUGAGUCUGGGGGGCAGGUGGUGGGCACAGUGGGUUGUCUGCCAGUCAAGGAUCCUCCGUUAGGGAGGAAGCAGAUGCAGCUGUUUCACCUCUCUGUGUCCUCACAGCAUCGAGGACAGGGGAUAGCAAAGGCACUGGUCAGAACUGUCUUCCAGUUUGCACGGGACCAGGGCUGCAGUGAUGUUGUCCUUGAGACCAGUAUCUUACAGCAAAGUGCUAUAACCCUCUACGAGGCUAUGGGAUUCCGAAGGACAGGAAAAUACUCAGAGGUCAGCAUUAUCAAAUGGUUAAUUACAUUUUCUGUAAUUCAUUUCACAUAUUCUUUACCUUCUACUCAGAAACAUGAGCGAUAAUCUUAUCUCUUACCAUAUAGAUCAGGUUCCAAUUAGUGUAAUGUAACAAAUAAUAAAAGCAUAUUUUUCAUGC
This is a messenger RNA of Mus pahari (shrew mouse), 985 nucleotides long. Its product is annotated as probable N-acetyltransferase CML5. Gene Ontology annotation, molecular function: N-acetyltransferase activity. Bases 229 to 912 code for a protein of 227 amino acids. The transcript has 3 exons. The record is from RefSeq and is a predicted model, not a curated record. NCBI's taxonomy places the organism in Eukaryota, Metazoa, Chordata, Mammalia, Rodentia, Muridae.